Passer domesticus (house sparrow) is the source of this 4317-nucleotide messenger RNA. It is a transcript of the gene WWP1, whose product is annotated as WW domain containing E3 ubiquitin protein ligase 1. The transcript is spliced from 24 exons. The record is from RefSeq and is a predicted model, not a curated record. Gene Ontology annotation, cellular component: cytoplasm. Gene Ontology annotation, molecular function: ubiquitin protein ligase activity; protein binding. The coding region runs from base 377 to 3154 and encodes 925 amino acids. Gene Ontology annotation, biological process: proteasome-mediated ubiquitin-dependent protein catabolic process; protein polyubiquitination. NCBI's taxonomy places the organism in Eukaryota, Metazoa, Chordata, Aves, Passeriformes, Passeridae.
GGUCCCGACUGGGCCCUCCCGCCGGGGCGGCUCCAGCGGCUCCGGCUCCAGCUCCACAAGUUCCUGCUGCCCGUGCCCCGGGAGCGUGCACGAGGCUGGCCCGGCCGUCGGGGGCGCCGGGCGGGAGCAGCGGGAGCGGCAGCGGGAGCGGAGCCGGGAGGGGCGGGAGGAGGGCUGUCGUGCGGGAGCCGCCGAUGCCGCUGUGAGAUGGCAUCAUUCUGCGCGGCGGCGGCGGCGGAGCGCGGCGCGGAGGGGUGAGGAGCCGCCGCGGCGGCGAGGAAGCGAAGAAGAAGAAGAAGAGAGAGGUGGAAGGAAGGAGAAGGAGGCGGCAGCAGCUGUGAGGCUGCGAGCCACGGCUGAAGCCUAAACCUCUGACAUGGCCACAGCCUCACCAAGAUCUGAUACAAGUCACAACUGUAAUGGAAGAUUACAGAUGCAAGUAACAGUUUCUAGUGCCAAACUGAAACGGAAAAAGAAUUGGUUUGGAACAACUUUCUACACGGAAUUAACUGCAGAUGGAGAAAUUAAGAAAACAGCAAAAUCAAGUAGUUCUUCAAAUCCCAAAUGGGAUGAGCAGCUGACAGUGCAUGUGACUCCACAGACUACGCUGGAAUUUAGAGUGUGGAGCCACCACACUUUAAAAGCAGAUGCUUUAUUAGGAAGAGCCACUGUAGACUUGAGACAAGCUUUGGAAGCACACAAUAGAAAAUUGGAGAAGGUGAAAGAACAACUGAAACUCUCUUUGGAAAACAAGAGUGGCAUGGUGCAAACAGGUGAACUGACUGUUGUGCUAGAUGGUUUGGUUGUUGAACAAGAAUCUCUUACAAAUCUCAGUUCAUCAGCAACCAUAGAAGUUCAGCAAAAUGGCGAGGCUGUACAUGAAAGCAGAGAUGCUUCAGCAAGAAGUUCAUCCAGAUCUGCUUGUGACAUUUCUAAUGGGAUAGACAAUCAAGUACCUUCCAGCUCUGUAAUACAGAAUACGUCCUGUGUAGAAGCUGUUAAUGGAGACAGCACACCAUCUCCUAAUCAUGUUGCAGCCAGACCCAAAAAUACUCCAGUACCAAAACCACUCGAAGCUCAGCCUGUCAACAGCACUGUUAAUGGUGAGUCAUCUGCCUCUGCACCUGAAGCUGGCAGUUCCUCUGUCUCUGAGGCUCCGACGGGUUCAGUCGAAGCUCCUGUGUCUUCAGCAGAUUGCACUAAUGAUACAGCAGAACCUCAGUCAGCAGCAGAAGCAGCUGGUUGUUCUGAAAGCCACACUUCUGCAUUACCUGUUGUGUCUGCUGGACUAGAACCUGCAGCUGCAACAGAGUGUGCUCAGCCUAAUGCUCGAAGCAGCACAGCAGCAGAUGCGGCAAAGCCGAGGGAAUCCUCCUCCACACCAAGUGCGUCUGCAGAACCCGUAAGACAGCAGCCUGGUACUGCCAGUACAGAACCUUUGCCACCUGGGUGGGAGCAAAGAAAGGAUCCUCAUGGUAGAACCUAUUAUGUUGAUCACAAUACACGAACUACAACAUGGGAAAGACCACAGCCCUUACCUCCUGGCUGGGAAAGGAGAGUUGACGAUCGUGGGAGAGUUUACUAUGUGGACCACAACACCAGAACGACAACGUGGCAGCGACCAACGAUGGAGUCAGUGAGGAACUUUGAGCAAUGGCAAUCGCAACGGAAUCAACUGCAGGGAGCUAUGCAACAGUUCAACCAACGAUACCUCUAUUCGGCUUCGAUGUUGUCAGCAGAAAAUGAUCCUCUUGGGCCGUUACCACCAGGCUGGGAAAGAAGAGUGGAUUCAAAUGAUAGGGUGUAUUUUGUAAAUCAUAACACAAAGACAACACAGUGGGAGGACCCUCGAACUCAAGGUUUACAAAAUGAGGACCCUCUUCCAGAGGGCUGGGAAAUCAGAUAUACCAGGGAAGGUGUCAGAUACUUUGUUGAUCACAAUACGAGAACCACCACCUUCAAUGAUCCUCGUACUGGGAAAUCUUCUGUAAAUAAAGGGCCACAGAUUGCUUAUGAGCGUAGCUUUAGGUGGAAACUUGCUCAUUUCCGUUACUUGUGUCAGUCCAAUGCACUGCCAAGUCACGUGAAAAUCAAUGUAUCCAGACAGACUUUGUUUGAGGAUUCCUUCCAGCAAAUUAUGGCACUAAAACCCUAUGAUUUGAGGAGAAGAUUAUAUGUUAUAUUUAGAGGAGAAGAAGGAUUGGAUUAUGGUGGCUUGGCAAGAGAAUGGUUUUUCUUGCUUUCCCAUGAAGUACUGAACCCUAUGUACUGCCUAUUUGAAUAUGCUGGCAAGAGCAACUAUUGCCUGCAGAUAAAUCCAGCAUCAACAAUCAAUCCUGACCAUCUUUCAUAUUUCUGUUUCAUUGGGCGCUUUAUUGCCAUGGCAUUGUUUCAUGGGAAAUUUAUUGACACUGGUUUUUCUCUGCCUUUCUACAAACGAAUGCUGAGCAAAAAGCUUACUAUUAAAGACCUGGAAUCUAUUGAUACUGAAUUUUACAACUCCCUAAUUUGGAUAAGGGAUAAUAACAUUGAGGAGUGUAACUUGGAAAUGUACUUCUGUGUGGAUAUGGAGCUCUUAGGAAAAGUAACCUCACAUGAACUGAAAUCAGGAGGUUCAAAUAUCUUGGUAACUGAGGAGAACAAAGAAGAAUAUAUUGGGCUAAUGGCAGAGUGGCGAUUUUCUCGGGGAGUUAGAGAACAAACCAAAGCUUUUCUUGAUGGUUUUAAUGAAGUAGUUCCUCUACAAUGGCUGCAUUAUUUUGAUGAAAAGGAACUAGAGGUUAUGCUCUGUGGUAUGCAAGAAGUAGAUUUAGCAGACUGGCAGAGGAACACUGUUUAUCGUCAUUACACGAGGAAUAGCAAGCAAAUCAUAUGGUUCUGGCAGUUUGUAAAAGAAACAGACAACGAGGUUCGCAUGCGACUUCUGCAGUUUGUCACUGGCACUUGCAGAUUACCACUGGGUGGAUUUGCUGAACUUAUGGGAAGUAAUGGUCCUCAGAAAUUCUGCAUUGAAAAAGUUGGUAAGGAAACCUGGUUACCAAGAAGUCACACUUGUUUUAAUCGUUUGGAUUUGCCACCGUACAAAAGCUAUGAACAACUAAAAGAGAAGUUGCUCUUUGCCAUUGAAGAAACGGAGGGAUUUGGACAAGAGUAGAAGUGACUUCUAGUCAAAAAGGAUAUCUUGAAUAAUAAAAGGCCCAGCCAACUAAAAUUGCACACUUAAUUGUAUAUAAGCUUUUGUUCUGUACAGUGAUCUUUCUGGAACUCUAAAAGUUUAAUUGUUCUCCGUUCUUCCACAAAUAUAUGCAAAACAGUUCAGCCUUUUCUACUUUUAUUUAUUGCCCUUUCAAAAGACCAGAAAAACCCCUCCAUAAAUUUUGAAAGCAGACAAGAGACUUAUUUAAAAUAUAUAUAUAUAUAAAAAUAUAAAUAUAUAUACUAAUGGGCUCUAGUUUUAUAGAGCUUUAAGUGUAUGAAAAGUUGCAGCCAUUCAAAAGGGCCUGGAUUUGCUUUAUCUUGGCUUUAUCAUUCAAAAAAUGUUUAAACUGCUCAGUGUUCUCUAAAGAAACAUCUCCAAGUUUGUUUUACUGCAUGGCUGUUCUAAAAGGUGUUAAAGGCUUAGGCCAAACGUAUCCUAAAUAUGUAGAAAGAUGCUGCUGGUAUUUGAGACGACAGAAUCUGUUCUUCUGUCAGUUUAAUUUUUUUAAAUACAUAAAUAGCUGAUAUAUCCCUCUCUACUGAUGUAGCCAAGGUCAUGAAUAAAGCCUUUACUACUUGCACAAGUCAUGUACAAUGAGAUGAAUGUGAUUUAAUGUUGAAAGGAAUUGGUGCCACUGUUCUGACUUACUGCAGGAGCUGAACAGAGUAUUUUAAUUCAUUUGAGCAGCAUUGAAAUUUGUUUACAUAGUACCUUGGGUUAUUACCACGAGGAUGUUAGGUAAUCUUCAAAGAAAAAAUAAUAAAAGAGAAAAUAUUACCCAAAUUCUCUUCUUGGUCUGGUGUCUUGCAGGUUUGUUUUUUUUUAAUUUGGUUUUGUUUUGUUUGGUUUCCCUUUUCAAUCUGUGAUGUCCUUUUUAUAACUUUGUAGAGUUAUAUUAAUGUAAACUGAGCUAUAAGGGUAUACAAAAGGUAAUGUGAAUUUUGCUGCUUUCUGUGUUCUUGUUCAGUUUCAGAUACUGGAUCUAGUAAACUCAAAUAAAAUGAAAGUUACUUAAGCUUUGCACAGAUAAAAAUAUUAUUUAGUAUUAAAUACUCUCAUUUCUCUAAAAUUCUUACUGAAAUUUAGAUGUAUUUGAAUAAAGUACAUCUAAAACCUGU